Molecule: messenger RNA, 1843 nt
Organism: Culicoides brevitarsis
Lineage: Eukaryota; Metazoa; Arthropoda; Insecta; Diptera; Ceratopogonidae
Exons: 2
Coding region: 121-1404 (427 amino acids)
Molecular function (GO): metal ion binding
Source: RefSeq, a predicted model, not a curated record
GAAAGAUAAGUAAAAUAGCAGGAAGAGUAGAAAACAACUAAACACAGACUUUGGAUUUGCCGGUUAAUAAUUAAAUAAAAUUAUCAAACCAGAAUAAUAAUAAAUAUCAGAAACUACAUAAUGGUCCUAUGUCAAUAUUUUUUAAAUAAUACUUGUCGAUUUGGCAGUAAAUGUAAUAAUGAACAUCUUGAUAUAAGGGCAACUAUUAAACAGGAGAUGGAAGCAGCUAUUAAAGGACGACAAUGGCCUUUGUCAGUGUUUGGACCUUUUAAAGAGAAAAGUAACUUAAUUCCAGAUGAAUAUGAUUUAUCGUUUGAAGAGUGUCGCCUGCAAUUCUUAGAAUCUCAAGCCCAAAACAAUUUUCAAAUUUACCAUCAACAAUUAAUGCACAAAAUUCAAGAAGCAAAUACAAGGAUGCAAUCCUUGUUGAAUGUGAACAAAGAUGUUCUGCUGGUAGCUGUGAAUAUAUACAAUAAUAAUAAUAAUGCCAACUCUGGAACGAUAUCUAGCACUAGCAAUCUUGGUUCGAACAGGGGAGUUUUUGCCGGAAAUACAAACAAUUCUUUUGGUGGUUUUAGCUCCGCUGCUUCCAUAUUUGGAGGAGGAAAAUCUUCGUCACAAAAUAGUUCAAAUGGGUCUUUUGGCAGUACAUUUUCAUCACACCAAAAUGUCAAUAAUACUAUUUUUAGUGGAGGGAAUCAAACUUCCAUGGGACUCGGAAUGAAUACAAAGUCAAUUUUUGGUGGUUCUAUUUCUAAUUGCUUGGCACCUUCCUCGUCUUCAUUAUUUGGAGCAAUUAGUACCACAGAACAGCAAAAUCCAGCAUCACUGUUCGCUCAGUCUAGCACAUUUGGUUACCAAGAACAGAAAUCAAAUGUGUUAAAUGCACCACCUGCUUUUGGUUCCUCCACUUUUGGAAAUGUGUCAAUUACACCUUCUGGACUUUUUAGUAAUGCAGCUGUUUCUAUGUUUGGAUCACAGACUGUAUCUCAAAAUUCAAAAAUUUUUGAUAACCAUUUAACAGCACAGCCAAACUUAACAUCAUCUUCAUCAUUUGGAGGUUCUUCUACCCCCUUUGCUUCUCAAUUACAGCCUACGAUUUCUCAACCAGUGUCUGCUACAAAUAUUUUUGGAAACUUAGGACAGCAGGUCUCUCAAGCAGCUCUCGCCACUGUCACAAAUCAAAUUAAUAAUUCGCAACAAGUUUCAUUUGGUUUGAAAGUACAAUCUUCAUCUUUUGAAGCAAACACAAAUCAAAUGAAUGACAUGCAAAAAUAUAAAUACGACCAAAAUGUGUACACAAAAAUGGAAGCAAUCACUUCAGAGGAAUUGGCUGCCUUUCAAGCAUCUGAAUUCAUUUUGGGCCAAAUACCAAACGUACCGCCACCAAGAGAACUAUGUUAAAGUCAAUCGCAUGUUGAUAUCGAUAAUAGUACAUAUAUUUAAUAAUUCCACUAAUAAAACAUACUUUAAGCGUAUUGACAUUUUAGAAGUAAAGAAAGGCGCUGUUAUGCUUGGUUGCGUGUCUAUCCGUCCAUAGUGGAACUUAUAAGGAAAAUUGAAAUGAAAAGAUGUAUCUAAAAUGUUAAUGCGCUCCAGUUCGUCAAAUAAUCACUAGUUAAUAAUUUUUCAUUCUUCAUUCAGAAAGAUAUAAGGUACUUACAGUUUAAAAUAAAUUUGGAGUAGCCUUAUUUUAAACAAAAAAAAAGUCUUAAAUGUAAUUAAUAUUAAGGUAAUUUCAAUUUUAUUCUGCUUAUCAUCUAUGUGGAUAAGUAGUAAAAUUUGAUUUCAUUUUUACUUGCAUGAUACUAUUUUAAGCUUUACGGUGUUUACAGUAUUUAAA